Molecule: messenger RNA, 2083 nt
Organism: Echinops telfairi (small Madagascar hedgehog)
Lineage: Eukaryota; Metazoa; Chordata; Mammalia; Afrosoricida; Tenrecidae
Gene: SOCS2
Product: suppressor of cytokine signaling 2
Exons: 3
Coding region: 479-1075 (198 amino acids)
Biological process (GO): phosphatidylinositol phosphate biosynthetic process; intracellular signal transduction
Cellular component (GO): phosphatidylinositol 3-kinase complex
Molecular function (GO): 1-phosphatidylinositol-3-kinase regulator activity
Source: RefSeq, a predicted model, not a curated record
AAUUUGGGGACCUCGACUGUCCUUUGAAUUCUUUUCCUUCCUCCGAGUCCUUGACAGGAGUCUGUUCCCAUCAGACCUGCAGGUGACUCUUUUGCAGCCGCCGAGAGGAAGACACCCCAUUCUCCACCCUCAUUCGUUCUCUCCCUUCCCUCGGCGCCCCAAACCUUGUACCCAAGGUCCCUCCGCACCCUUCCUCCAGGGCUGGGCCCUCGCGGCAACUGGAUGAUUUUGGGGGUGAGAUGGUGCAGGAACAGAGAGAGAGGUGAACUGUGGGUGACCGUGCCUGCGGGCGACUUUCCUAUCUGCCCGCUCAGCCCUGGGGAGGAAGAUCAGGAAGCUUUGUGUCCCCUCCCCCUCUGCUUCCAUUUCGGACAUCCCGCAGGGACUCUUUUUGGGGUUCCCGCUGGCUUCAAGGAAGGACUCGCGCCCCUCUCUGACUCCAGCUCAGGCCGACACCUGUCUUUGUUCCGGUGACCUCAUGACCCUGCGGUGCCUCGAACCCUCCGGGAAUGGUGCCGAGGGGACGCGGAGCCAGUGGGGUACCGUGGGGUCGGGCGAGGAGCCGGCUCCGGAGGCGGAGCGUCUGACGAAGGCCCUGCGGGAGCUCAGUCAAACAGGAUGGUACUGGGGAGGUAUGACUGUUAAUGAAGCCAAAGAGAAAUUAAAAGAGGCGCCAGAAGGAACUUUCUUGAUUAGAGAUAGUUCGCAUUCAGACUACCUACUGACAAUAUCUGUUAAAACAUCAGCUGGGCCAACUAAUCUGCGAAUCGAAUACCAAGAUGGGAAAUUCAGAUUGGACUCAAUCAUAUGUGUCAAGUCCAAGCUGAAACAGUUUGAGAGUGUGGUUCAUCUGAUCGACUACUAUGUUCAGAUGUGCAAGGAUAAGGGAACUGGCCCAGAAGCUCCCCGGAACGGCACUGUUCACCUCUAUCUGACCAAACCACUCUACACGUCAGCACCAUCUCUGCAGCAUCUCUGUAGACUCACCAUUAACAAAUGUACCGGUGCCAUCUGGGGACUGCCUUUACCAACAAGACUAAAAGAGUACUUGGAAGAGUAUAAAUUCCAGGUAUAAAUGUUUCUCUUGUUCUAAACAUGCCUCAUCUAGAGUAUCUCCGAAUGCAGCUAUGUGAAAGAGAACCAAAACUUGAGCAACUGUUCUGGAUAACUACAUGGAAUGCUUUCUAAGAACACCUGGAGUCGAUCUAAUUUAAGUGUGUGAAGAGGUAGCUAGGUAUUUAAAGAGCUCUCCCCUCUCCCUCUACCUGAGUGAUGCUUCCCUCCCUAAGGCUGAGCAAGAGCAGUUGAUCCUUUCCAAUUAAUGGUAAAAUGGCCCACCUGAACACUUUAUAAGAAUACCUUGCCUCUCUGUGGUUCCUUUCCACUAGGUGUUAGGGCCUCGUGCCAGUGGCUGUAGAUGAAUAGCUCUUCAUAGGAGGCUGUGGAAGUGGGAGGAACCUGGCAGACCCAGGUGAACUUUAAUCUCAUCUGCCUGGUGAUCAGUCAUUUCAUAGUUCAUGCAUUCUGAUGCACCCAAGAGUUUUAGGAAACAGAUUGUGCUUGUGAGUAUUUAUCCAUUAUUUAUGCAAUUAACCAAAUCAACCAAAAAAAAAGUUGACCACGAAAUCCUGUAUUUGUCUUUUUUACUACAUGUAUGAACUCUCUUAUGUGAAUGAGUACUGUAGUAAUCCAUUUAAAGGUAGCCUUAUUUCAGAACUAUUUCAAACUGGUGCAAACGGAAAAGACUUCCUCUUUUCCUUUAAGGCUAAAGACAAGAAUGUCGCUAUACAGGUGCAACCCCACCCUCUUAAUAACACCAAUGUAGAAUAGACAUUUUACCCCUGAUGUAGCUGUGUUCCAACUUGUUGCCAUUGAUUUUUUUGGAAAUGGCUUUAGAACUUUCCAACUUGUCCGCAAAUUGUCUAGCCAUGGACAUCAACAGUUAUCUCCCUUCUACCAUGUAGAAUACUUUGACAUAAUUUUCUUCCAGAUACAGGGGGAUACCUGCCUAUUUUUCCAAGUGUUUUAUUUACUGCUGUUACUAUUUGAUUAGAAUGUAUUAAAUAAAUUGGAAAAAAAAAAA